AUGGUGUCCUCUUCAGUGCCGGGGCAUCCAUCACCCUCAGAGAUGCCCGUGCCUACCGAGAUGCCUUCAAGCCCCACGAUCGCUGUGAGAACUGCGGCUUCGAAGGUUGAUGUCUCGACUGGGGAACCAACGCAGUUCUCAGGCAUUGCCAUGCACUCCUCGGCCAUGGUCUCCUCCGCAUUGGCGCUGUCACCAUCAGACCUGCCAGUGCCGACAGAUCUGCCAAGCCCCACCUCGAUUGCAUGCGCGGCAGCCGCUGGAGAGCCAACCCUCUUCUCAGGUGAGCGUGCAGCACAGGCAGAAGAGAUGAUCCCGCCCUGGCAGGCUUCAGGGCUCCACUCUUCGGCAAUGGGCCCCGGCUCUUCGGCGCCAGAGUCGCCCUCCGAGAUGCCAGUGCCCACAGAGAUGCCCACCAGCCCUGCGAUGGACAUUGGAGAGGCACCACUACCUGUGCCCAUUGCGCCCUUGUCUGAAGGCGAAGAAGAGGCAACGGUGCAAGAGGCCGAGGUGCCAAUGCCGUUGAGGUCCGCAGGCCUUCACUCUUCAGCCUUGGUCUCGUCCUCGAUUGGGUCACCCUCCGAGAUGCCUGUGCCCACCGAGCUUCCCACCAGUCCGGUUUCGGAGACCGACGAGGUCGAGACGGUGCAAGAGCCCACGAUUUUCUCAGGCGGUGAGCCCACGAGACAGGUGCCUACCCGCCUGUCUGAGCCGACCAUCACCGCGACGGUCACUCGUCGUCCUGCUCGCUUGAAGCCACCGUCUUCGCCAGUGGACAUGGUUCCCUCCCAGAUGGCUUCGCCCACAUCGCCCCAUGGAGUAGAGGAGGCGACUCUGGAGACGGUACCAGUGGAACAGCCGGUGACGGUCAUGGAAUCGGCAGGCCUGGUGAGUGCCUCGGUGGCAUCGCCCUCCGAGAUGGCGGUGCCCACGUCCGUGCCAACACCUUCCGAGGAGGACGAUCCUGAGCAGAUUCCGGAACCCACCGCUGUGCCGGUACCAAGGCAAGUGGAUCACAUGUCCUCCUCGGCAAUGUGGAUGUCUUCUUCAGCCAUGAUCCAGACCAGCAGUGGGGUUAUGCCAUCACCCACGGAGAUGCCGGUACCCACCGAUUUGCCCUCGCCCACUUCUCCAGCUGUGGAGCCCACAGCCACCAUUCCCACGGCGACGGCCCUGACCAUGGACACACGGGCAACAGCCACGCCCACUGCGACGAGACGCGUGCCCGGCACCGAAGUGCCCAAGGAGACUCCAAUCCCUCAAUUUUCGAGCGCCAUGGCGGUCAGCUCGACGGCGGUCGAUAGCCCUUCUGAGAUGCCAGUGCCAACCGAGGAGCCAGAACCAACCUCACCGGCGGAUGAGGAGGAGGAAGAGUUGUUGCCUGUCCCGGAAGUGAGUAGCGCCGCGGGCUCCGAGAGUGCCGUGCCAGUGCCCACUUUGGUGCCGACCAACACCUUGACUGCCACGAUGUCCUCGCUGGGAGUGCCAACUCUGAUAGUUGAUGAUGAGGAGGCCCCACCCUUGAUGGAGAGUGCGAUGUUGGCGCCUGACAGCGCCCUGCAGAUUCCAUCACCUGAUGAUGUGGCUGUUCCGACGGAUGUGCCAUCACCGACGUCAGUCGCAGCUCCGGUGGAUGUUCUCAGCGAAGAGGAGACUGCGCUAUCAGCGCCGCCCAUGCUUGAGGAGCCAGAAGCGCCGGCCGACUUCCCUCCCCCGAUGCCCGAGAGCGCGCCCAUGUCGUCAGCACCUUACAGUUCUCCAUCAGCUCCACCAUCACCGGAAGUCAUGGCACCCCCAGUGGAGCCGGGCCCACCAGCGGAGCCGCGCCUGCCCUUUGAGCCGGGCCCACCAGCGGAGCCGCGCCUGCCCUUUGAGCCGGGCCCACCAGUGGAGCCGCGCCUGCCGUUCGAACCGGGUGCACCAGUGGAAGCCCGAAGCCGCGGGCGGUACGAGCCCUAUGGUCCACCACCGGUGGCGCGGGCACGUCGUUACCAGGGCAAAGGAGAAGUCCCCGACCGAGCUACCGGUGCCCACGGACAAGCCAUCGCCCACCUCUCCAGCGCAACAGGCCGGGCAAAGGCUUCGCACGGCGAGAUCUUGCGGUAUCGCGCGUGGGGUGUGGGUUGGUAUAGGACCGCUCAAGAGACUGUGCCCACACGCGAGGUGGAGGAGAAGUCCCCGACCGAGCUACCGGUGCCCACGGACAAGCCAUCGCCCACCUCUCCAGCGCAACAGGCCGGGCAAAAGGCUUCGCACGGCGAGAUCUUGCGGUAUCGCGCGUGGGGUGUGGGUUGGUAUAGGAGUCGGAUUCGUACCGUGAACAGGCUGCUGACCGAAGAGGCCGUUUCUGGGGAGGAUGCAGUUGCCACGAAGGGCGCUGUACCCAAAACGCUUGGCAACUUGAAGCACAACAAGCACGUCAUGGGACCAGUGCUCCGCAGACUUUCUGGGAACCAAGACAAAGUGCCGUGCUUGCAGGAAAGUUGGGAGGAGCUGGCUCGUAAGGCUGAAGAAGCAGCAGCAGAUCUGUCCCAACCAGUGCCCGCCGAAGCUGCAGCCCCGAUAGCUGCAAGUCCACAGGCUGCUGUACUUGCCGGGGCAACAACUCGAGCUACGGCAAAACAGCCUGGUCUGCCAAAGGCCGCAGGCCCCAAGUCCUCGGAGACACUGGUUGCACUGGCAUUGCGGCGGCAGUACCUCAAGGAGCUGUUCCUUGAUUGCAUCAGCCAUGGGUGGAGUAAAUAUAGCCAGGGCCCCUUCCGGCUCCUGGUUUUGCAGGGAGAGUGUGGGAUGGAGGGAUUGCGCGCGUCGAUAUGUUCUCCUGCUGAUAUGGCCCAGACCUUGCCAAUGGAUAUCUUUCCCUUGGAUGAUGCUGCGGGUCAGGCUGCCAAGCUCCAAGUGAUUGAACACAGUGCGGUGACAGCUCCGCAGCCCAAAGUUGAGUUGCCACCAGUUCCAGCUGAAGCUGUGACGGCUUUGCAGCCCAAAGUUGAGUUGCCCGCUCAAGCUGCGACGGCUCUGCAGCCCAAAGUUGAGUUGCCCCCAGUUACAGCUGACGCUGCCACGGCUCUGCAGCCCAAAGUUGAGUUGCCACCAGUUCCAGCUGAAGCUGCGAUGGCUCCGCAGCCCAAAGUUGAGUUGCCCGCUCAAGCUGCGACGGCUCCGCAGCCCAAAGUUGAGUUACCCACAGUUCUAGCUGAAGCUGAAGGUUUCUUGGAUAAGGAGGCAGCCAUGGGCAACUCCCAGGAAAACUUUCGCCGUGGCCAACUGCAAAUGCGGAAAGAGGAGAAGGAAGCAGCUGAAGCUGAAAAGGAGGCCCGCAAGGAAGCCAAGCUGUCGGAGCCCACAAAGGAAAAGAAACCCAAAGGGCGACCUCGCAAGACGCCGGAAGAGGUGGAAGCAUCUGCGCAAGAGAAGCUCUUGCAGAAACGUCAAAAGAAAGAGGAAGCUGCAGCUGCCGCGCUUGCCAAGAAGGAGGCCAAGAAGAAAGAAGCGGAAGAGGAAAAGGCUGUGAAGGCUGCCAAGCGCAAAGGGGAUGGGGACAAAAGUGCUGAUGGUGGUGAGGAGGCUCAGCCAAAGAAUGUGGGGAACAAUGGCAAGUCGCGUAAGAGGCUUCGGCGCCAUGAGUUCGUGCUGGACAAGGCAAUGGAGCAAGAGUUCCUCGAUCUCAUGAAGAAAUACCAGGACGCACCGCCCUACUCCAAGGAGACGGGGACGAUGCACCAACAGACCCUCGCCGCAAUUCAGAUAUAUGAAAGCCGGUUGAUCACUCCCUACUGGACACGCCCUGCUGUGGGUCUGAAGGUCAAGGAAACGAAGAAGCAAAUCUUCUACUUCUCGAUCGCUUUCCCCACAAUUGCUGAAUGGGUGGAAAGUGAUGAGGCAGAAAACCACUUCAAGAUGAUCCAGCUGACUGCCGCCAGUGCCUUGGACAAGUUCAAUGCUGAGCUGUCCACGAAGCCCGUGUGA
Molecule: messenger RNA, 3966 nt
Organism: Durusdinium trenchii
Lineage: Eukaryota; Dinophyceae; Suessiales; Symbiodiniaceae
Source: the annotation of a GenBank genome assembly